Motacilla alba alba is the source of this 1163-nucleotide messenger RNA. Its product is annotated as thrombin-like enzyme elegaxobin-1. The record is from RefSeq and is a predicted model, not a curated record. The transcript has 5 exons. Gene Ontology annotation, biological process: proteolysis. Gene Ontology annotation, molecular function: serine-type endopeptidase activity. Lineage: Eukaryota; Metazoa; Chordata; Aves; Passeriformes; Motacillidae. Bases 56 to 988 code for a protein of 310 amino acids.
ACGGGGGUCACGCGGCGCCCCCCAAAACCAGCCCCGCUCGCGCCCCUCCCCCAGCAUGGAGCCCCUCGGCCUCGCCCUCCUCCUGCUGCUGCUGCCCCCCGCCUGGCCCCACCCCGGGCGGAUUUUGGGGGGCUCCGAGUGCCCCCCGCGGGCGCACGCGGGGCUGGUGCGGCUCUUCCAGUUCGACCAGUUCGUCUGCGGGGGGGCCCUGCUGAGCCCCCAGUGGGUGCUGAGCGCCGCCCACUGCCAGGCCAGCCACCUGCAGGUGCGCGCAGGUGAGCACAGCCUGGCGCAGGUGAGCGGCCACGAGCAGUUCGCCGCCGCCGUGGAGCUCGUGGUGCACCCGGACUUCGGCAAGGCCGCGGGAAACGGCCCCGAGCCCGCCAAAUCCGGGGGCUUUCCCGCCAAAUCCGGCGGCUUUCCCGCCAAAUCCGGCGGCUUUCCCGCCAAAUCCGGGAUUUUCGGGAAUGCCGGGAAUUUUUCCGGGGAUCUCCUCGGGGAUCUCCUCGGCAGUUCCGGCCGCUCCCACGACCUGAUGCUGCUGCGGGUGGAGCCGCCCUUUACCUGCGGGCCGCAGGUGAGGCCCCUCCCCCUGCCCCAGGCCCCGCCCACCCCCGGCUCCACCUGCACCGUGAUGGGCUGGGGCAGCACCAGCAGCCCCGAGGAGUCGUACCCGGACGUGCCGCAGUGCCUCAAUGUCACCGUGCUCGGGGACAGCGCCUGCCGUGACGCCUACGGGGCGCAGGUGACGCCGGACAUGCUGUGCGCAGGUGUGCCCGAGGGCGGCAAGGACUCCUGCCAGGGUGACUCGGGGGGUCCCCUGCUGUGCCAGGGCCGGCUCCAGGCCGUGGUGUCCUGGGGCGAGCACCCCUGCGGCCAGCCCGGCCGGCCGGGCGUCUACGCCCGCGUGCAGCCCGCGCUGGCCUGGAUCCGGGCGGUCAUCGGGGCCCGAGGAGUGACCGCUGACCCUGCCUGCGACCCCGAGUGACCGCUGACCCCCUGAGUGACCACUGACCCCCUGAGUGACCGCUGACCCUGCCUGCGACCCCGAGUGACCGCUGACCACGCCUGUGACCCCACUGAGUGACCGCUGAACCCCUGAGUGACCACCGACCCCACUGAGUGACCGCUGACCCCACUGAGUGACCGCUGACCCCACUGAG